GCCGCCUGCGGUGGCGGUUGCCCGGGGGAUGAGCUCGGAGAAGGGGAACGUGUCCCGCACGCGGCCCCAGCGCUACCAGAACGCGCACGCCUUCCGGAACGACAAGUACGACAGCAGCGCCCGGCGCAAGAAAAUAAAUGCUAAGCUUCAUGAUGGAGUGUGUCAGCAUUGCAAAGGUAUCUUGGAGUGGCGGGUAAAGUUCAGCAAGUACAAACUACUAUCAAAACCUAAGAAAUGUGUGAAGUGCCUCCAGAAGACUGUGAAAGAUCCUUACCAUAUUAUUUGUCGUCCAUGUGCUGGUAAACUAGAAGUUUGUGCUAAAUGUGGAAAAGAAGAAGAAAUAGUAAUUCCGAUUGAUAAAGGACAAGAUGGAAAUGAGAACGUGACUAGUAAAAAUGGCCAAGAGAACAGUGGAUUGGAGGACGAGCUUGAUUUUGAUACAAACUUCAGUAGUACAGACAGCAAUGAAGAUUCUGAUGUGCUUGAAGAACAAUUUAAAAGUAUGAAUUUUGAAAGGACAGAGAUCUAAAAGGUUUAGUAUGUGUAAGAGAUUGCAAUCAAAAGUGGUGAACCAAUGUUUGCCUUAAACUGCUCUGAAAACCUGGUUUGAUGUCUAAGGUCCUUGUGUAUAAAUGUUGACACUGUGUAUUAUGACACUUGUUGGGGGUUUUGUAUAAAAAUAUUUUUUUGUAUUAAGAGGAGAAUUUCUUGUGAAGAGAUUCUGAAAUUGAAUCUUAAAGCAUAGUUAUUUCUUGCAUACCGGUAACAAUGUCCUGUUUCUCUGGAAUAAAGCCUUUUUGAGUAGCUGUUCUAAAUUUAGUAUUACAUAUGUUGGAUUGCCACUUGGAAAGCUACAUGGAAGUCUAGAGUAAAUAUUGAGUCUUCUCAUAAAAAGGAAGAGUUAAACCAGCUGUGACAGUUUGCUGAAGACAGAACUUGGAACUUCUGUCAAUGCGUUUCCAAACAGGGUCAAAAUACCAAGUGGUCAUUACCCUUAAUGCCUCAUGUUUCUUUUCUGUCCAAAACCAGAAGGCCUAAAUGCCAUUACCAGUACAGUUCAGGAGCAGUUGUUGCCUAUUUACCAUUUAUAUGUAUUACAAAUUUGUGACCUUGUUACUACCAGUGUUUUGGAAGAAAAAAAAUGGAAGACUUAAACUUUCUCAUAACAGGUCUUAUACUUCCUGUUCCUUUGACUGCUGAUCUAAAGUAGUUUGCUGUGAUAUGGAAACAGUUGUGUAGUGUAGUGAUGCUUAGGUAGUUAGGCUCUUCGUGUUUUUCAGUUCAUUCUAGGGGUUAUUUCAAUGUAGAUUAAGCUCUAUGAAGAACUUCACUAAGUUUGCAGUAGCUCUUUUUUACGUGAUUCAGGAUGAUUUGAUUUCUUCUGUAUAGUCUGCUACCUCUGUAUAUAAAGCUGAAGAAGUACCUCAUAGAAAUUAAGUGGUUUAGCUUUUGUUUUUACUAACUACACAACAGCUACACAUCUGCUUUGGGGUUCUGCCUGAUUUGCAGUAAUGGGCAAGAGAAAAUUUGAAUCCCAAACUACUCUCUUCAAAUUAACUGUGAGGGACUUCAGCUCUGGGAUUACUCCCCACCCCCAGUCAAAGGGAGAAAUACUGAAAUUUUAUGCUUUGCACAGCCACCCUGUGGCUGCUGUAUUUGAGCUUACCUUUAAAGAAAAUCUAGUUACCAGGAUGUGGAGUACUAAGACAUUGAGCAGUCAAUAGCCUUGAAACUCUUCUGAUUUAAAGGACAAUUUUAUUAUUUGUAGUAGUAGUAGUAUAGUAGUAUUUAGUAACAUAUAAUAUAUACUAUGUAUUUACUAUAUAGGCAACUGCAAAAUUCCUUUAAUCAGUCAUGGAACAGUGAGCUCUUCCUAUUUUUCCUUAACUGUGUAGGUGCUUGUUACUACAAAUAAGGCCUUAAGAAUAAACUUUUUCUUGUAUUGCCUUUUAUUUAUUUAGAUCUGUCUUUUUGUUUUGUGUUGUACAUUAAAAUACCCUUUUACCUUUUCUAAACUUAUUUUAAGUUGCAUCCAAGUAUCUACAACUUGUUUUUGUAAUGAUCUCUAAGGACUAGCAAUCUGCUUGCUUUUUAAUUUUUAUCCUUUCAGUCCCAUGUAAAUCUUUUGCGUAGGUGGAUUUUUGCUAAGUGUUUUGUGAUAACCACUAGCAGUAAACAACUGAAAAACAUUCUACUGAUCUCUGUUCCCAUGAUGCAUCUUUUUUGGCUUUCCACUGAGACAAAGUCUAAAGUUUGCUAACUGUUUGGGUAGUAUUUGGUUUCCUUCUGGGUUUGCUUAUUAUGUUCGCAGUCAUAAAGAACUAUGACUGGUGACCCAAACAGCCCAUCUCCUUUCUCCACCCACUCUAUAAACAUGUUGUUUAUAAGGUAAACAACUAACUUUGUGAUUAAACACACUGGUUUUGUUUUUUUUUUUUUCACUUAACUGCAACUAAUAAAUCCCAAGAAAUUCAGAAAUGUAAAA
Molecule: messenger RNA, 2485 nt
Organism: Apus apus (common swift)
Lineage: Eukaryota; Metazoa; Chordata; Aves; Apodiformes; Apodidae
Gene: CZH9orf85
Product: chromosome Z C9orf85 homolog
Exons: 4
Coding region: 29-529 (166 amino acids)
Source: RefSeq, a predicted model, not a curated record